This is a messenger RNA of Pelobates fuscus (common spadefoot toad), 3093 nucleotides long. RefSeq names its product vomeronasal type-2 receptor 26-like. The record is from RefSeq and is a predicted model, not a curated record. The transcript has 9 exons. The coding region runs from base 1 to 3093 and encodes 1030 amino acids. Gene Ontology annotation, molecular function: G protein-coupled receptor activity. Lineage: Eukaryota; Metazoa; Chordata; Amphibia; Anura; Pelobatidae. Gene Ontology annotation, biological process: G protein-coupled receptor signaling pathway. Gene Ontology annotation, cellular component: plasma membrane.
AUGCCUGAAGUUCCCUGUUCCGUGAUGCAAAUAGUCACACCAUAUGCUAAUGGGUAUCAGAAGCUCCUACCAGUUGCUAUCAAGUAUAAAAACCUCUUGACCUUCUUUCUUGCUAUUGAAGAAAUUAACCACGAUCCUCGUAUUCUCCCUAACAUCACGCUGGGAUACCACGUGUAUGAUUCAUGCUCCAGCGGAAUGAAGGCUGUGAAUAGUAUCCUACGGAUCUUAUCUGGACCAGGAAAGCCUGUUCCUAAUUACUCCUGCACUGAAGGAGGAAAGCUGGCUGGCGUUAUCGGAGAUGAGAAUUCUGUUACAACUAUACAAAUGGCCCAAAUACUGAGGCUUUAUGGAUACUCACAAAUUAGCUAUGGAGCCACCAGUUUGAUUCUAAGUGACAGAAAUGUUUACCCAACCUUUUUCCGGACUCUGCAAAAUAAUCAAGCUAACUAUUCUGUGUUAUCCAAGCUACUGAAAUACUUUGGCUGGACCUGGGUUGGGAUAUUUGCUUCUGAUGAUGACAUGGGAGAGGAAGAAACACACGUUUUGCAAAACAAUUUGUUGACUGAUGGAAUCUGUGUGCCAUUUAUAAUAAAAGUAAAUGAUAACUUAAUUAAUGCUUAUGGUUUUGAUAAAAGAAACUAUGGCAGUAUUAAAAGCUCGGAUGCCCAGGUUAUUGUUAUUACCGGAUCACUGUCUUCAUAUGCAAUAUUUAUGUUCAUCAACUAUCUAAAACUUGUCAAAUAUAAGACAUUUAUCCUUGGUCCCACUUGGGCCUUAAACCAUUUUUUUUAUUUUGACCGUUUUAUAUUUAAUGGCAGUUUAGCUCUUGAAUUCAUUGUGGAAAAUAUUCCAAAACUUCAAGGGGUUAUUGAGAAUAUUCAUCCCAUAAAAUACCCAAAGGACAUGUUACUUGAUCAUAUUUGGAUGUAUUACUUUCAUUGUUACUCCCGUUACCCUGAAAAUACUGAUUUUUACAUGUUUGUUUUUCACUUCAAUCUUCAUAACUGUACAGAGAAGAUUCGUAUCUCGGAUAUUCCUAAUGUUCACUACAAUGGACACACUCCUCAUAUGAAUCAGGCAGUAAAAGCCAUAGUUAAAGCAUUAAAUAAUAUGCACUUCGCCCUGAAUACUCAUUCAAAAGGAAAGAAUACUCAGAUCUCCAAUUACAAGUAUCAGCUACAUCACUAUUUAAGACAAUUAGAUGUUAUGGAUAAACCUGGUGUACACCGAUUUUUCAACGACAAAGGAGAAACUGUCUCUGGGUAUCGCAUUAUGAACUGGAAAAGUUUCAUAAAUGGUUCUACCAGGAUUGAGAAAGUUGGUUCCUAUGACCCGUGGGCACCUAGUGAUCAGCAACUGUCCAUGGAAUCAAAGCUAAUAACAUGGAAGAAUGAUCAGACACCAAACGCAACAGCCCACUGCUCCUUCCUCUUACUGGUCACUGGAGCAAGACACUGGUUCUACCUACUCUCUUGCAUCCCUGUGAUACUUUCUGGGAGCUGGAAGAAAGUGAAGUUUAAUCACUUCAUCCCAGCACAACACGUUUUGGAGAACAGCCAGCUUUGUCAUGGGUGGAAUUUGGAUAGUAAAAGUUGCUUCAAAUGUCCAGACACUGAAUGGCCCAAUACGAGGAGAGAUAAAUGCAUUCCUAAGCAGAUAGAAAUCCUGUCUAUUCAGGGUGAUUGGAUCGCUAUGGUGCUAGUGGCAUUGUCAGUUGUAUUCUUUCUUAAGACUGCUGUGAUAUUUCGAAUAUUUACAACUUAUCAAGAUACAGCUAUUGUUAAAGCAAACAACCAAAAUCUCAGCUACAUCCUCCUGGUCUCCAUCAUGAUGAGCUUCCUGUGUGUGUUUCUGUUCCUCGGUCAUCCUUCUAAUAUAAUAUGCAUGCUUCGUCAGACCUGUGUUGGAGUCAUCUAUUCUAUAGCCAUGUCUUCUAUAUUGGCCAAGACGAUCAUAGUGUGCAUCGCUUUUAAAGUGUCAAAACCUGGCAGUACAUGGAGAAAAUGGUUUGGACCCAAAUUGCAGAAUUCUGUAGUGUUGUUGUGCUCAUCUGUUCAAGUUCUAAUAUGUCUUAUAUGGCUGGCUAUAUCUCCACCCUAUCAGGAGGUGGACUUACACUCUUACCAAGAAAAGAUCAUUGUUCAAUGUAAUGAAGGACUGGUCACUGCUUUCUAUUCUAUAUUGGGUUACAUGGGAAUUUUGGCUGGUAUGAGCUUCGUUCUGGCUUUCAUGGUGAGGACAUUACCAGACAGCUUUAAUGAGGCCAAGCACAUCACCUUCAGCAUGCUGGUGUUCUGCAGUGUUUGGAUUGCAAUGAUCCCAGCCUAUUUAAGCACCAAAGGGAAGGACAUGGUGGCUGUAGAGAUAUUUGCCAUAAUUACAUCAACUACAGUACCACACACCAAUGGAAAGGAUGAGGAAGCAUUCCUGAAAGUCCCACUGGUCGAGCGGUGGCCAGACCCAAGAUAUCGGAUUUCUACUCUCCCAGUCCUCCAGGCCCAAAAUGGUGGAUCUGCUACCAGACUUACCUCAAGUCCACGUUGGACUCAGGGGACCUGGAGCCCACAGAGCACCUGCAACAAAUAUGUAGCAGCAAAACAUUCCAUCAGUGCACAUCCGACCCAGAGUGGGCCACAAAAACAUUUUACUGUAGAGGACCACAGACCAAGUGCUCUCAAGUAUAAAAGCCUCUUAACCUUCUUUAUUGCUAUUGAAGACUUAAACCACAAUCCAUAUAUUCUCCCUAAUAUCACUCUGGGAUAUCACGUGUAUGACUCAUGCUCCAAUGAAAUGAAGGCUGUGAAGAGUGUCUUACAGAUCUUAUCUGGACCAGGAAAGCCUGUACCGAAUUACUCCUGCACUGAAGGAGGGAAGCUGGCUGGAGUUAUUGGAGAUCAGACUUCUAUUACAACUAUACCAAUAGCCCAAAUACUGGGGCUUUAUGGAUACUCACAAAAAUUUAAUCAACUAUGCAUUCUGGUGCGUUCUGGACUGAGAUAUGUUGACAGCGAUCUUGUGAAGGAUUUUAGACUGGAUGAAGAUUUGAUUGUGAUUGUGAGGUUUUCCAUAAUUGUGGUCCUUUAUGAAAAAUGA